Messenger RNA from Mucor mucedo, 3530 nucleotides. RefSeq lists its product as uncharacterized. NCBI's taxonomy places the organism in Eukaryota, Fungi, Mucoromycota, Mucoromycetes, Mucorales, Mucoraceae. The coding region runs from base 37 to 3459 and encodes 1140 amino acids. The transcript has 10 exons. The record is from RefSeq and is a predicted model, not a curated record.
UUUUUAUUUUCAUUAUUCAUAAGGAGUGCCAAGUUUAUGGACGAGCUAUACGAUCUUUCUCAUAACGACUAUUGUGUUAGCAUAGGUUUCGACGAAGACUAUCUGUAUUCUCGCAGUUUUGACAGUGGGAGCAAACAAGGAGUUUCACCGUUUCAAAACAUACAACAAAGGGCGUCUGGAUUAUUUGAUAUCGGCAGUAAAAAGGUUUUGGCUCUCGGAGUAGAAGCUGAAAAACGCAAAUGUGAAGAUAAUCAGAAAAACAUAUUCUAUACGAACAAUAUUUUCUUGGAACUUUAUAACAAUUAUUUAAAGAGAAGGUUUAAAUCCUGUAAGCCUGCUUUAUCUGAAGCGAACGAUCAAGCUAGUUGUGCAGAUGAUACGUAUGAAAUGCUCGUGCAAGAGGGAGUAAAAAGAUCUUUGCAACAUCUUCAAAAAUGCGACCCAUCAGCUUUAAUACGUGUAAAAACCGAUCCAGAUAUGCAGUGUCACUAUGCGAUUACUCUUCCAACCAUAUGGGAGAUAGAAGUACGAGAAGAAUUGAUUCGUCCACUUUUUAUUGAAGCUGGAUUAAUUGCCAAACAUGAUCCUCCCAGCAGAUUACUCUUUUACAGUCAGCUUGAAUCCGAUUUUAGGUAUAUACAGUCUUUGGACUCGGAUGAAUGUUUAAAGAUAAAUUCUACUAUAAAAAAUGGGCAACAAUAUAUCAUGUGCGAAUUGAAGUUAACACAAAACGAACUGCUUGUCAAUGUUGAUCUGUUUUCCGCUCAUUAUCCCCCCCCCAUAACGACAUCAACUGACGACAGUUUCAAAGUAAAACUAUUAGAGUCAACUUCUUUUGAUAUUGCUCUUGAUCUUGAAAUAAAGCAAAGUAUAGAAAAAGAGUUUAAAGAAUAUGGAUUUGCUAUACGGACAGAUGGAAACAUGGGAUUUUUCAUGCCCAAGAUAUAUUCCAACUCAUAUGAUUUUACCAUUACAAGUUCGUAUGACAAGAUUCAUAAUUCAAUUGAAUGGAGCGCUUGUUUAAGACAUGAUGGAGCAAUAGCCGUAAUGAAGAGUUGCAUGGUAAACAGUUAUAAGAAAAUGUCCGACUAUAUCCUGAAGAUUUUUCUGGAUAAAAUGACAAAUUUACCACAACACACAGGCAGUAGUGAGCGUGAAGUAAUUUUAAAGCUUCGGGAUAGCCAGUUUACGGAAGCAGAUGGAUUUGAUCAUCAAUUACUGUUGGAUAACUUGAGAAAAGAAUUCAGGGACUUGUGUGAGAAUUCGCUGCAUUGCAAAAUUAUGACGUUUGGAUAUUACUCAAAACAUGGCACGUUUAUUGAAAUGAACGAUACACUUUUCGGAAGUACAUUGCAGAUACAGUAUCAGCUGGAGAUUUUGAAUUCACAGAAACCGCCCAUGAUCAUGCCUGAAAACAAAAAAGUGAUUCGUUCACUAUCUUUAGUUGAGUAUCCCAGGAAAGAUAUCGUAAUUGAUUUAGUUAUAUCAUUUAAUUCGGUUUGCUUUACGUUUUCAUCGGGAAAAAAUUGUAAUCAUAUUGAGACCUUUAAAUAUAGUAAAUGCAACGUUUAUCCUCUAAAUACCUUCUUCGUGCAAAAAGAAUUAUACCAAUAUCCAUUACUCAAAAUUGAUGAAAGGUUAAAAACAUUCCUGGAUAAGCAAUUUAAGAUAUACUUAAAUUAUAAAGAUACCCUUAAAAAAUCAGAAAAAAAGAAAAGUUUCAUACUUCCGAGUUUUAUUGACAAAUUAAAAAGAAAAGCUUAUAACCUUGUUGGCUCAUCAUUGGAACUAAAUCAAGAACAAAUCCAGGAAAAAGAUGAUUGGUAUAACGAAGAACCAGCAUUAUCUAUUAGACAUAUUUUUUCCACCACGAACAAGUUAGACGUCUUUUUUUCAAAAUCCAGUGUUACGUCUACAUCCGAAAAUGUCGAUCAAAAGCAUAUUCUCAUUCGUCAAAGAGAAUACAUUCAAAUUUUCUUGAUUAUAUACCUAGUUUAUCUCGAGAAUCUGGCAAAAAAGCAAGUAAAAGCAGACCUUAGCUAUAAAGAAAACGUGGAAAAGUUUGAAUGUGUUAUGUCCAUAAAAAAAUCUCUCCAAAACAAAAUGCUUGGUCCAGGUGAUACUUUAAAAGAAAUCUUUACCGAAGGUGUUCUAGCGACAAAGAAUAAUGCAAAUCAAAAGACAAGAAUCACAACUCAAGGAGAAAAUAUUCUUCCUGCAAUUCAAGACAAGUUGGGUAUAAGUCUUGGGCUCAAGACUUUCUUUGUUGUAGCACAAAUACAAGCAAACUAUGUUCAGCUUACCUUACACCAAGUUGUAAGGACUGCGACAGAGGAAGAAAACGCAUGUACAAUAAUAGUUCAUGACGAAAUAAUUCAUACUGACAAUGUGUACGAAAGCCUAUGUAAAAAUAUUUGGUGCCAUGUUCAAGCAGAUAAGGAAUCCAAAGACUGUUUCUCACACAUGGUAAAAGGAUGUUCGAUUCAUGAUUUUCACUUGUCAAAGGAUUACAAACACGUAAUUUCAAUAUUGAAGCAACAUAUCUCUAAAGUUCUCACAUCCAAAGAAAUCAGCAUAGAUAUGGAUUUUCAAAGCGAGAUAAAAAUAGAUCCUUCUACGUGUGCUUGCAGCUUACACAUUUCUCUCCGCAAUAUCUUUCAUAUUGGCAUAAAACCAACGAUACAACAUGUUACCACAAUCAUUGCAUCCUCACUAGUAAAUACAAGUUUAUUUGGAAACUACAACGUAGAUUAUAUCUUUGGUUUGGGGAACAUUUACGACAUGUCGAGCAACUACCCACUCCAUCAAGCAUACACUAAGACGUUAAAUAAUUUUAUUGCAGCUAGUAUCGAAUCGAAAGGAAAAGAUACUCAAGGUUACUUUUUUAAGGAGUCACUUAACCAACUAUUACAACAGACACAUGGAAAUAUCCCACGUCAUGAGAAGCUUUACCAGGUAUAUGACGAGUCCUAUGGUAUUUAUAUCAAAGAUAUAUAUCCUUAUCAAAUAGACAACGAUCUUUAUUUAUCGUACACAAGCCCCCAAAGCGGUAAAAAGGUGAACUUGCAUGAGGGGUUUGCCGCAGUAGUAAUACAAAAAGGGCAACAAAUACUUAAUACUGGUUUCAGCAUACAAUUCAACCUGGAAAACAUGGAUUGGAACCCGUACAGAUACAAAAUAUAUAAUUUGAGUUUAGUUUUUGUAAAAAUCAAAAAUCUUGAUCACACCAAGUCAAAGGAUGUUCUUUCUCUGGAAGGUCUUUGCUAUGACCCUAUAUGUGCUGUUAAAUUGAGCAACGAGGAACUGACCCCAGGUUCUGCCGUUCAAAUGGAAUUCAAGUACAAUCAUUAUAAUUCUUCUCUUCGGGUCGCCUUAAAGAAACAUGGCGAUGGUUAUGACUAUCAGGACAAGUAUAAAUGCGCCGUCUUAACAAAACAUUUAACGGUCGCCUACUUUUAGACUGUAUUAUCAAGCAUUUUUGCGAUAAAUUACAGCAAAUAAUGAAUAAAGUGAAAGUUGUUUGUUUUUAC